AUGCUGUGUGCAGUGCCGCCGGCAGACGCAGCAACGACUGGCCCUGCGGAUGCUGUUGCUGCUGCUGCUGCUGCUGCUGCAGCGAGCUUGUGCCCCCCAGCAGCAGCAGCAGAAGCAGCAGCAGCAGCAGCAGGACCCACGGCAGGCUGCCCUUCCCCACUAUCGCCGGACCCAGAAGCAGCAGAAAACAUGCUGCGCGCUUGGGAGCAGCGCCACUUCCGCAGGCAAGAAGCAGACUUAAAGCAGCAGCAGCAGCAGCAGCAGCAGCAGCAGCAGCAGCAGCAGCGAGGGCUGCCGCCGCUGCCGCUGCCGCACGCGGGCGUUCUGAGUUUUCUUCCGCCGCUCUGCAACUGCGGCUACAAGGGCCACUACGAGCUUUGGCAGCAGCAGCAGCAGCAGCAACAGCAGCAGCAGCAGCAGCAGCAGCAGCAAGAGCAGCAGCAGCCCGCGGCCAAGGAAUCUCCGUUGAACAGCGCCAACGCAUCGCCAGCAGCAGCAGCCGCAGCAGCAGCAGGAGUGACUGCUGCUGCUGCUGCUGCUGCUGCUCAAUUUGAAGAGGGCAGCGUCGGCAGCUCGCCCGGGGGAGCCUUGACCCCCAGCAGCAGCAGCAGCAGCAGCAGCAGCAGCAGCAGCAGCAGCAGGCUGCUGCCCAGCGCAUGCAGCCAGCGGGGCUGCGAAGGCCUUCUUUAUUUGCCUUAUUCUUUCAUUGAAGUGGCCCUGUCUCGGGGGAAAGAGACACUUGCUGCGCUGGCUGUGGGAGCAGCAGCAGCAGCAGCAGCAGCAGCAGCAGCAAAGCUGCCGGGCCCCACUGACAUGUACGUGGGCGCGCUGCGCAACACUGCUGUCAUUGCAUGCAGCAGCAAGCAGCACGAGCGCUGCUGCUGGCGGGCCUUGAGAGAGUUGGGGCUUGCUGCUGCUGCUGCUGUGUUUGACGUUGUGUGCAAGGACUUCACGCCCUUCAAUCCUGCUGCUGCUGCUGCUGCUGCUGCUGAGGGAGACGCGGAGGCGGAGGGCGACGCUGCUGCUGCUGCUGCUGCUGCUGCUGCUGCACGCACGGUGGUUGAGGAGGACGCCGUGCUGCAAGAGCUGCUGCAGAAGCUGCAGCAGCAAGACGACCUGCAGCCGCAGCAACAGACGCAGCAGAGCAGCAGCAGCACUGUCAGCAGCAACGGCGGCAGCAACAGCAGCCUCCAGAGCAGCAGCAGCAGCAGCAGCAGCAGCAGCAGCAACGCCAAGUCGGUCCCCUUUUCUUCAAAGAGGCGUCCAUACACCGUAAAGCUGCGGGCAGUGGGAAGCCUCAAGCGACAACGCCGCCGCAGCAAGCAGCAGCAGCAGCAGCAGCAGCAGCAGCAGCAGCAGCAGCAGCAGCAGCACGACGAGGACAGCGGCUUCAGCAGCAGCGCGGACUCUUCUAAGUGCGACUCUGAGGAAGAGACAGACCCGAGCUUGGCGCUGCUGGAAGCUGCUGCUGCUGCCCUUGGCCUCCUAGAACCAAGCGAGCUGCAGAAGCAGCAGCAGCAGCAGCAGCAGCAGCAGCAGCAGCAGGAGAAGCGAAGCCGCGUCAAACGGGCACUGCAGCAGCCGUUGACUGAGGACGGGGUGCUGCAGGUCGCUCAGGACCUCUUCGGCCCCUGCAGCAGCAGCAUCGCCAACAGCAGCAGCAGCAGCAGCAGCACAAGCAGCAGCAGCAGCAGCACAAGCAGCAGCAGCAGCAGCAGCAGCGAGGCUGGCGCGCAUGCACGCUGUUGCGACAGCCACGCCGUGUCUUUGCUGCUCUCAGAUGACCCGGUAGUAACAAAAUACAAAAAAGCAAAAGGGAUUGUUUGGGGCUGGCGAGAAGAAGAAGAGCUGCAGCACUUGCUGCGCCUGCAGCAGCAGCAGCAGCAGCAGCAGCAGCAGCAGCAGCAGACACAGCAGCCGCGAAUCAAGCAGCCAGGAUAG
Molecule: messenger RNA, 1941 nt
Organism: Eimeria necatrix
Lineage: Eukaryota; Apicomplexa; Conoidasida; Eucoccidiorida; Eimeriidae
Exons: 1
Source: RefSeq, a predicted model, not a curated record